Molecule: messenger RNA, 683 nt
Organism: Rhizophagus irregularis DAOM 181602=DAOM 197198
Lineage: Eukaryota; Fungi; Glomeromycota; Glomeromycetes; Glomerales; Glomeraceae
Source: RefSeq, a predicted model, not a curated record
AAAAAAAAAAACGAUGUAUAAAGAAAACGAAAAGAAUUAUAAUAUUCUUGUGGCGGUCGAAGAAACAUCCAUAUCAAAUAAUGCAAUUGAAUACGCGUUCGAUUUAUGUUCGCGUUUAAAAGAUUCAUAUAGUCUAUCGAUAAUCUAUGUCAUUGCAUUGAAUCCUGAAACAAAUGUUCCAUUUUUACAUAAUUUAGACAAAGCAAAUAAUCUUGAUAUUCUUCUUGAUGCAAAAGAAGCUGUAAACAAAAUUAGAGAAUAUUUGAAAAAAUUCGAUAAUACAUAUCCAAAUGUACAGUAUGAUCUUAUUGAACACAAAGGUUAUGGGGUGGUUGGAAAAAUCCUAACGGAAUAUAUUUCUCAAAAUCAGUUAGAUUUGAAUUUAUUAAUAGUUGGAUCAAGGAAUCUUGACGGCUUACAAAAGGUUGUGUUGAGUUCAACCAGUGAUUAUUUAGCAAGACAUGUACAUUGUCCAGUGACAAUCGUCAAGCAAUGAAUAUUAUGUCUUUAAAGAAUUAACUGAUAGGUAUAAUUAAUGAUAAGCCAAAUAUGGACGUUUAUUUUUAUAUAAAUUUCCAUAUAUAUUUAUCUUAUCUCCAUGCAUAUUAUGUAUAUAAAUAUAAUAAUAUAUUGAAAUUAAAUACAUUGUAUAAUUUUAUUUAAUAACAAUAAAUGAUAUCAUG